This is a messenger RNA of Lagopus muta (rock ptarmigan), 4331 nucleotides long. RefSeq names its product ribosomal protein S6 kinase A3 (gene RPS6KA3). Gene Ontology annotation, biological process: intracellular signal transduction; protein phosphorylation. The record is from RefSeq and is a predicted model, not a curated record. The transcript is spliced from 22 exons. Lineage: Eukaryota; Metazoa; Chordata; Aves; Galliformes; Phasianidae. Gene Ontology annotation, molecular function: ribosomal protein S6 kinase activity; magnesium ion binding; ATP binding. The coding region runs from base 216 to 2438 and encodes 740 amino acids.
GGCGGAAGCGCGGCCCCGCCUGGCAGCGGGAAGGGGGCGGGAGGAGGGACGGCGGCAGCGGGCAGCAGUCGCCGCCGGAGCGGCCGCUGUCGUUCUUAGCCGGUCGGGCUGUCCCGCCAUUCCCCCGAGGGCUCGUCGUCUGCCUCGCCGCUCCCGCCCCGCCGCCGGGGGAGCGAGAAAGCGGAGCGCGGAGUUGCGGGAGCCGGGCGGGGAAGAUGCCCCUGGCGCAGCUGGCGGACCCUUGGCAGAAGAUGGCUGUGGAGAGCGCGGCCGAGAGCAGCACGGAGAAUGGACAGCAAAUUGUGGAUGAACCUAUGGGAGAAGAUGAUAUCAACCCACAAAAUGAAGAAGAAAUCAAAGAAAUUGCAAUAACUCAUCAUGUAAAGGAAGGACAUGAGAAAGCAGACCCUUCACAAUUUGAACUUCUGAAAGUGCUUGGACAAGGAUCCUUUGGAAAGGUAUUUCUUGUCAAAAAAAUCUCAGGGUCAGAUGCUAGGCAGCUUUAUGCAAUGAAGGUAUUGAAAAAGGCCACUUUGAAAGUUCGAGAUCGAGUUCGGACAAAAAUGGAACGUGAUAUCUUAGUAGAAGUUAACCAUCCUUUUAUUGUCAAGUUACAUUACGCUUUUCAAACAGAAGGGAAGCUAUAUCUUAUUUUGGAUUUUCUCAGGGGAGGAGAUUUGUUUACACGUUUAUCCAAAGAGGUGAUGUUCACAGAAGAUGAUGUUAAAUUUUACCUAGCGGAAUUAGCGCUUGCUUUAGACCAUCUCCAUAGCCUUGGAAUAAUAUACCGGGACCUGAAACCAGAAAACAUCCUGCUUGAUGAGGAAGGACAUAUUAAAUUAACAGAUUUUGGCUUAAGUAAGGAAUCGAUUGAUCAUGAAAAAAAAGCCUACUCUUUCUGUGGGACGGUAGAAUAUAUGGCACCUGAGGUUGUUAAUCGACGAGGUCAUACACAGAGUGCAGACUGGUGGUCUUUUGGUGUUUUAAUGUUUGAAAUGCUCACUGGUACUCUACCUUUCCAAGGGAAAGACAGAAAAGAAACCAUGACUAUGAUUCUCAAGGCCAAACUUGGAAUGCCCCAGUUCUUGAGUCCCGAAGCGCAGAGUCUUCUGCGGAUGCUCUUCAAAAGGAACCCAGCCAACAGAUUAGGAGCAGGUCCAGAUGGAGUGGAAGAAAUUAAGAGACAUCCAUUCUUUUCCAAAAUAGAUUGGAAUAAAUUGUACAGAAGAGAAAUUCAUCCUCCUUUUAAACCUGCAACUGGCAGACCUGAAGAUACAUUUUAUUUUGAUCCUGAAUUCACAGCAAAAACUCCAAAAGAUUCGCCUGGUAUUCCACCGAGUGCUAAUGCACAUCAGCUUUUUCGUGGAUUUAGUUUUGUAGCUAUUGCAUCAGAUGAUGAAAGUCAAUCAAUGCAGACAGUUGGAGUGCAUUCAAUUGUCCAGCAGUUGCACAGGAACAGCAUUCAGUUUACUGAUGGAUAUGAAGUAAAAGAAGAUAUUGGAGUUGGAUCUUACUCUAUCUGCAAGAGAUGUGUUCACAAGGCUUCAAACAUGGAAUAUGCUGUAAAGAUCAUUGACAAGAGUAAAAGAGAUCCAACAGAAGAGAUUGAAAUCCUGUUGCGCUAUGGGCAGCACCCAAAUAUUAUUACCCUGAAAGAUGUGUAUGAUGAUGGAAAAUAUGUAUAUGUAGUAACAGAACUUAUGAAAGGAGGAGAACUGCUGGAUAAGAUUCUAAGGCAAAAAUUUUUCUCAGAAAGAGAAGCUAGUGCUGUUCUGUUCACAAUAACAAAAACGGUUGAAUACCUCCAUGCACAAGGGGUUGUCCAUAGAGAUCUGAAACCCAGCAAUAUUCUUUAUGUUGAUGAAUCUGGUAAUCCAGAAUCAAUUCGAAUUUGUGAUUUUGGCUUUGCAAAACAAUUACGAGCAGAAAAUGGCCUUCUGAUGACUCCGUGUUAUACAGCAAAUUUUGUUGCACCAGAGGUUUUAAAGAGGCAAGGUUAUGAUGCUGCGUGUGACAUUUGGAGUCUUGGUGUUCUGCUUUAUACUAUGCUUACUGGCUACACUCCUUUUGCAAAUGGUCCUGAUGAUACUCCAGAGGAGAUCUUGGCCCGGAUAGGUAGUGGAAAAUUCUCCCUGAGCGGUGGUUAUUGGAACACCGUUUCAGAUACAGCCAAGGACCUUGUUUCAAAAAUGCUUCAUGUUGACCCGCAUCAAAGACUGACUGCAGCCCAAGUUCUUAGCCAUCCCUGGAUAGUUCACUGUGACCAGUUGCCUCAAUACCAGCUGAACAGGCAGGAUGCUCCCCAUUUAGUGAAGGGUGCAAUGGCAGCAACUUACUCUGCUUUGAAUCGUAAUCAGUCACCAGUUUUGGAGCCAGUUGGCCGAUCUACCCUUGCUCAGAGGAGAGGUAUAAAAAAGAUUACCUCAACAGCCCUGUGAAGUGACCUCAACCAGAUAUUUGGUACCUUGGUAUAAGAUGAUAGCACAAAUCAUGGCGACAGGUAGCACAUAUCUCACAGAUACCUGCAAGCACACUCUGUCCCAGCUGGUACCUAUAAUGCUGCUGCUCCUGCUGCUGCUACUGCUUUCAUCUACUCUCGCUUUAAACUGUUGAUGGCAAGUUACUGAUCUUACUGGAGCUUCAAAUGGAGUGAAAAGUGGAAACACAAUGGAAACAAUCAUGUCCACAAUUGAAUAAACCAGAAGAAUUACGAAUACCACCUCUGUCAAAAAUACACUGAAUAAAGCACUCUGCACCACAUAGCAUUAUUUUUAUAAGGAAUAUUUUUGUCCCCUGAAACAUUCUUUGUUACAGGUAGAGAUGGACAGUUUGUGUUAAGCACUUAGCUUAAACUAUCUGUUUAUAUUAGCACUAUAUACUUUGUGCCAUCUGACAUUUUGUAUGUUUUUGUAAACAGUUCAUGAGCAGCACUUUUCUGUGCUGUUUUCUUUAAUGUAUACAUGCCUUGUUUUACUUAGAUAUUAUUAAUCAUUUUAACAAUUAAGUCUGAUUAAACAGUUCACCUGGAUUAAUCAGUAAUGUUGGACAGCUCUAAAAGAAGCCUGACUGUUAAACAGCUAUUGAAUGUAAUACUACGAAUAUGUAUUUCUCUUGCCUAUGUUUUUUCUACAUUUCCAUGUUUUUGACGCUGCAUGUCAUGUUAGGAAAAUCAGGAUGCUGUUUAUAGUAUUCAAAAUUCAAACAGUGCAUCUCUCACCAUACUAUCUAUACGUAGAUGAUAUAAUGGAGAAAAAAGAUAACUUGUUCCGUAUUUCACUGUCUUUUGCCCCCACCUCCUCCCUUUUAUUUCCCCCCAUCUAAUUUCUGGACUCAGGAAUCAUUGCUGAAUACUUUCUGAUAGAGGACAGUCCUAUAUUGUUUAUGCUUAUAAUCUGUUGUUAAUAUUUUAGCUCUAUUCUGUGACUUUCGUUUAAGCUGCAGAGGAUUUGUUCAAUGAAUCUUGGCAUUAUAGAGAAAAAAAGGCAGCAUCAAAGAUAAAGCAAAACAUGAUGUCCACUAGUAAGCCCAGAAAAAGUAGGUUUAUACUGCAUUUGUUACAGUUGCCAAACCAGUGACUCCAAUGUUCUGUUGGCUUUUCUCUGUUGUUUUUUUUAUCCUCAGAUCACUUCGAUAGGCAAAAUAAAAUGAGAGGAGAAUCAUCCUGAUCUGUAUGUGCUAAGAAAGGGUCAUUAUAAUUAACUAUGAAACAUUGUCCCAGUCAGAUUCAUGUAUUACCUGUAAUUGUUAAGGAAUCAGUUCUAGAAACAACGGCAGUUAAAUUAUUGUAGAUUCUAGAAAUGUAAGCACACAGCUCUUCAUGGCAAUUAGUAUUUUUCCCUCGGUGCUCUAGCACUGCAGUUUCCUUCAGCUGUAUGGAUGCAUCUGCCCUUUGUUCAAGAAACAUCUUUGACCAGAGGCUGAAAAACGCUAUCUUGAUUUGUAUUUUUUUUUUUUUCUUUUGCUUGACAGUGUCUGCAUUUCCAGAGGUAUUUAGUAAAAACCUUUUUGCCUUUCAGAUGACAUGUUUUCAGUUCUGUAACUGAUUGUAAGACAGGCAUAUCACAUCCUAGAAACUACACCUUCUGGAGCUGUUUUAAAGCAGAUGUUAACCCGAAGAUUGUCAUGUCUAGCCAGCAAGUUAUUUAAAAUGAGUCCUGUUGGAAUGAGGGGGUUGGCAGUACUUUGUGUGUCAAUAAUGACAUUUCAGCUCAGGAAGGAAUUUCUCCCAUGUUCUCAGAGUGCACAUACAUAGGUAGCUGGUGCAGAAGAGGCCAAAAGGAAGUAUUAAGAUGCUUCUCUAUUGGCAACGUCUAUGUUAAAAAAAUACAAAA